UUGAAAAAAAAAACAUUUGUCUAUGUGGCGAUGGCUGUCAUUGAGUUUUAUUUUAUUAUUUUAGAUGAAAAUAGGAAAAGAAGCUUACAGUGAUUGUAGAAUAAUGAUAUUUUCGUGAAACAUGUACAUGUUUUGUAAUAAUCUAAUAGGUGUAAGUGACAUUAUUAAGUACCGGUAGUGAGAAUCACAUAGCGAUGUUAAGUAAAAAAGCUUAAAAAUUGACGACGAUGGCGUCUGAUGGAGAAAUUUCGUGUACGAAUGAUCCUAAUUUCGCCGUUAUUUACUCGUUCUUAAAAGUUUUUGGUAAACUGUAUAGUUUAGAAGUGCCCACUAUAGCCAAAUUGCAAGAAUCGAUAGAAAACACACAGGAAGUUUCGGAUCCGUUAAAGGACUUACACUUGAGAUUGUUACGACGCGCUCUAAAAUCCGUACAGACAAAUCGAUGGGAAAGAUCUCUUAUAAAGUUCUGUCAUCAGCAAUCUUACCAUCAAGAGGCAUGGGAGUUAGAAAGGUUUUCUUACAAGAAAGCUAGCACACAAGUUAAAUUACGAAUAUUGAAACUCCUUCUAGAAUAUCAGUUUACAUGUCAUACAAAGUUCAAAAAUGCCGUCAAUGCAAUAUCAUGUAAGGAGUUGAGGUUGGAUCCUAUCGGUAGGGAUAGGAGCGGUUGUGUUUACUGGCUGCAAGUAGACCAUGAGGCAAACUUGUGUCUGUACAAAGAAGAUCAGGACGAAGAGACAUGGCAAAUGGUUGCAAGGUAG
Molecule: messenger RNA, 761 nt
Organism: Danaus plexippus (monarch butterfly)
Lineage: Eukaryota; Metazoa; Arthropoda; Insecta; Lepidoptera; Nymphalidae
Product: remodeling and spacing factor 1-like
Exons: 3
Coding region: 228-761 (177 amino acids)
Biological process (GO): regulation of DNA-templated transcription
Cellular component (GO): RSF complex
Source: RefSeq, a predicted model, not a curated record